CUAACCGAGCCGGCAGCCUAUAACCUCCCCGGGUUUCCGCCCAUUCCUCCACAGUUGAUUCUUUAGGACUGUAUUGUCAUGCAAAUAGAGGACGCGUAAAAUAUUUCCCCAGAGCGCAGCGCAGAGCAGAGACUCACACGGACCGCGCGGAGGACACAGACCGGGGACUCACUGUGGAUUUGUAUCGAUUUCGUCGCUACGGACCCGUCCAUCUGUCACAGACCACAUGAGCAGCGACAUAUAGCCGGGACGUGUAGCCAGGACCAGGAAACAGGUCGGACUCUUCAAGGAAAGUCUGCGGAGGCUACCCUGUGGAGAUAGUGUGGUCAUAUUUCCAAUUUGGCCGAGUGGAGUCGGAGGUGUCUCUGUUCUCCAUCCCCUGCUACAGGCUACCUGCUGCUGCUUCAGAGAGAGGGAAUACAUCCGCAGACCUCUGGAUCGCUUUUCAGCACCCUAAUAUGUUUUAGAGGAUUUUAGGAUCUCAUAUAUUUACCUUUUUGCACACCGAGUGUGUUAUUUCAUCUCUUGUCCUUUUUGGGAUAUAAUCAGCUCUUUCUCCUGUUUUAAAACUUUUAAGUGCCUUAAUAACUGGUGGUAAUCCAGUGUAACUGUGGCAUUGUCACCAUACCAGAGACGCUCAACAGGGAGAAGACGAUUAUUGUCAGCUUUAGAGCCCGGGCAGGAUUAGUGGUUCCCCCACCCUCCAGCGAGUUGCAACCAUGAGCCAGGCGGAUGUGUCGACUUGCUCCGCGCCGCAGAGGGUUUUCCAGGAGGCGGUGAAGAAGGGCAACACCAAGGAGCUGCAUUCUUUGCUGCAGAACAUGACAAACUGCGAGUUCAACGUCAACUCCUUCGGGCCUGAAGGACAGACGGCCCUGCACCAGUCCGUCAUUGACGGCAACCUGGAGCUGGUAAAACUGCUGGUGAAGUUUGGCGCAGAUAUCCGACUGGCCAACAGGGAAGGGUGGAGUGCUUUACACAUCGCCGCCUUCGGGGGCCACCAAGACAUUGUGCUAUACCUCAUCACCAAGGCCAAGUACUCCUCUGGCUCCCGGUGAUCUGUCUCUGCUGUCAGGUAAAAAUAAAAAAUCAGAAAACAACAAGUGGAAAUAAAACUGCAACACACGGAAAGCCAAGCUCUUGCUCUUCAUAGUUGUGCCAAAUUAUCCUAGAAAAGAAAGUCAAAACAGGCCUGCACAGUAAUCUCCCCUCAAUGUUAACCAAACGGGGCUCUCUGUGCGCUCCGGAGCCAAGCACCACACGGGUCAUACACAGUGCUGCAACACGAAUCUUUCACAUAAAAACAACGCCAUUUCGGUGAGUUUGUUGGUACUAAAGCUUUCCUCUUGAAUGUGUCUCCUAGAUCCACUCUAAAAGAAGCCAGUGUCUGUGUAUCAUGUGUGUGCUUGGACUCCAGAGUGCAGAUGGUCCAGUUUUAUUUCGACCCUUCCAUCCCCAGAAUACAGCUGAAAAGUUUCUUUGACAUGUUGCUCCUCAUUUUAAAACCCUUUCUUUAAGUUAUUUUAUCUUAAAAUAAAUAAAUAACGGCACUUGAUGCUUGUGUGGCUACAUGCUGGAAUACCUGAAAGGGAAGACACAUGAACACGAGAAGAAGGGUUGCCCUCUGUUGGCUACCAGAGGUCUGAUUCCUUUAAUAGAUUCAUUUGUUUUUUACUCAAAGAGCGGCAUUGUGGCUAUCCAACAUGCUUUCAGAUGUGUAACCAUUAUGUAACAACAAUUGUGACUCCAUUAUUGUUGUGAAGUACUGUACACAAUAGCUUUAUGUUUCUGUUUUAUUUUGAAAGAGACAGUAGCUGAAUGCGCUCUGUGUUGAUCUUGCCAUGCUGGCGUCCAACUUCUUCAGGCCAGUGUGACCACUUUUGGGUCAAUGUGUUAUAUUAUAAGAAAACCGCUGCUUCCGCUUUGUAUCAAAACAAAAGUUGCAUUUUUUUUUUUUGGAAUUCACUUUAUAAUCUCCUUUCAGUAUUUUAUGAACAUCCUAGUCAUCACUGUGAAAGCGGGCUGGGUUUUUUAUUUAUGAAGGUACAUUGAGAAGAUGCAUUUUCUUUUUUUGAAUAUGUUGUGGUUCUUCUUAAAAAAUCUUGUGAGUGUAAGAGGGUGACUCAAGCUGCUUCAGUCUCGUAGUGUAAACUGUCCCGUGUGGAGGUAUAUCUGCAACUUCCCAACCUAGAAUCCCCCUCCCUGUUACAGCCUGUUGACCCCUCAAGAGGACUUUCUCCCCUUUCCCUCCACCUCCUCCUCCUCCUCCCAUUUAAAGGACUUUGUUUGGUUGCCUUUGCCAGCUACCUCGACUAUAAAGUAUUCUCAAGUUGUUCAGCUCUCUCACACCGCUCUGCCACGUUUUGUUUGGAGUCUGAAGAGACUCACAAUUUGUCUGUGAUCAUCCGCAUAUCAGUGUGUUAUUUUUUUAUGCUUUUGGACUUCAAAACAGGACAUGCAAUGAAUCCACUCCUGCAGCCUCAGUCGGGACAGUUUAUUCUACACUACAACCAAACCAAUUCUGACAAGCAAAGCAUCGUUUUUUCUGCAAGGGACUCUAAUUUCCUGUUUCUCUGUAUCUCUAUUUCACUGCCAUUGUUGCAUAUCUUCCCGCUAAAACUCUUCUUUCCCCCUAUCUGUCAUUCUUCAUCAUUCAUAUUUUAUUUUUUCAGUCAUACAAAAAUGGAAUUGUAUCGCAUGACUUAUAAACGCAGGGAGUUUUAUUGCACAAAAAAAUGCGGAGCCUUGAGCGCCCCCAGUGUUUGGGCGGGGUAACUGCAGGAGCAAAGGCUUUGGAAUAGUUACUACUUACUACUGAGCAGGACCCUUAUACUGUUGGACGAUGAAGACUUAAAAAAAGAAAAGAAAAGCAACACCACAUGACUAUUUGCAGGAUUUCACUGAAAAGGAAAAAAACAAAUUUGGAUUAGAUAAGUUUCCUGAAAGUCAUGGCACCCUAACGUUUGUAUCAAUGCUGCUUGUUUUUUUGUUUCUAUUUUGAUGUCUUUUUGUUUUGAUUUUACAAAUCCUACUGCUCAAAUCACAGUUUUGUCAAAGCUUCACAGCAGCACAGGUUCACCUCAUGAGAUGCUGUUGAGAGAGUGUGUUUUUAAAAAUUCAGCUUGUGUGUGUGCGUGUGUUUUGUCUGUCUGUGCGUGUGCUUCUCAUGAGUCCCCCACCUGUGUUGUCACUGUAUAGCCCCAGUCAUCCAGACUGAUAACUUCCCAUUGUUACAACCUGGAACAACCACAAAUAAGUGAAGCGAUAGAUCCACUACAUUAUGGUAUAGAUUUGGUAUCAGGCAACAAUUGAAAUAUGCAUCGAUUGUCUUAAACUUGAUGUUUUAUUUUUCUCUCUCUUUUUUGUUUUGUUUUUGAAUAUUGCACUGAUGACUGUUGUUGAAAGUUGGCGUUUAUUUGUCAACAUUUAAUUUUUUUCUGAAUAGAAAAAAACAUACACAACAAAAUACUAUUGUAUAAAUAUAUGCUCCAGGUGAUGAUGUCCUAAUAUGUGUGUGUUACUUUGUGGAAAAAACAUUGUGUUUUUUUUAACAAAGAUGCGUGUAUCUUUGUGAUUGGGUGUAUGUAUAUAUACAUAUGGAUAUAUAUAUAUGGACGCUGAUGAUGAUGAUGAUGAUGAUAUCUUGGGGCACUUUCUUUUCUGAAGUGCUGUCUUCCUGUUUUAUUUGAAAGGGGAAUAAUACAUUUGAUGGUAAGAUCAUUGUAACAUGAUUAAAAAUUGCACGGUUGUGUGGUUGUGUGGCUUACCAAGGUCAUAACAUUUAUGACGUUAGGAGCCAGCCGCCGGAGUGGUGAGUGAGAUGUUUCUUUGUUUUGUUUUUUGAAUAAGACUUCUUUGGACCAAGAUGUGUUUCUGGUCUUGCUUCAUUUCAAGCAGGAGGAAACGGCUGAUUUUUCAUGAGUGAUGCAGAUGUUCCACCAUGUUUGAUUUAUUUUUCCUGUUUGUAUUCUUUUUAUUUUUGAACAUUUGUAACACUGUGAUGAUGACAUGAUGUCAUGUGGAGAUGAGUGCUGUAUUAUUUUUGUACGUUUGUGUACAAGCCAGUAAAGAAAUCAUUAAACUCAAACCCUUGGUGUAUGCA
Messenger RNA from Notolabrus celidotus (New Zealand spotty), 4102 nucleotides. It is a transcript of the gene nrarpa, whose product is annotated as NOTCH regulated ankyrin repeat protein a. Gene Ontology annotation, cellular component: cytoplasm. Gene Ontology annotation, molecular function: enzyme inhibitor activity; protein binding; phosphatase regulator activity. The record is from RefSeq and is a predicted model, not a curated record. NCBI's taxonomy places the organism in Eukaryota, Metazoa, Chordata, Actinopteri, Labriformes, Labridae. The transcript has 2 exons. Bases 720 to 1058 code for a protein of 112 amino acids.